CGCUCUUGCUUCAUGGCAGCAAGUUGCUCCGAGCGUCGAGACGUAAAGCUAGAGUCCUUCCUGAACAGAACCUUACCUCCUGAAGAAUACGAACGUCUUCUAGCGAGGCAGCCGACCGUGGCCGUGGUGGCGAGCAGCGACCGCGGUGGAGGUCGCGGGGCCGCGGCGGGGAAGCCGGCUCACAGACAUGCGGUGCUGGGCCACUGUAAGCUCUACUUGACAGACGUUCCUCCCAAGAACCUGAGAACGACACUACUACUAAAACACGUGGAGUCUAUACUGAUUCUGGACGAGCCGGCAGAGUUCCUGCAGGGCAGAGAGAGAGAAGAGGCUGUUCACGUACAGAUCUGUUUCACUAGAGACGUCAGACCAGAGAAAAAUCUGCUCAGUUCCUUCGGGGACCUACGUUUCCUCAACACUACUGCCAGUAGCAGCAGAAACCCCACUGAGGGGUUGUCCCUGCCAUCUCAGCCACUAACGAUAACUAGAGACAGCGUGGAGAUGUCUUCUUGUCACUCACUCACACAUCUGGACCAGCUACAGCAGAAAGGCCAGUUUACCAGUCCACAAAUCACGGCAAAGUCAAGAGCCAGCAGUAAAGGAAGGCUCACUGCACAAAGUCCCCUCUCUCUGCAUGGAGCAUCUUCCUCAAGGCCCAGUAGUAGAAGAGAGGCCCAAAAAUCUCUGUCUCCACUCGGCAAUUCAACUCCAGUUGCCUCCACAUUAAAACAAUACAACAGGAAACACUGUCUUCUGGAGAGGUCCCUCGAGCCUUCCCCACCACGUGCCACAACUUUAAACCUCUCGCGUGACAUGAAACAAAUUCAGCUCAGUCCUGGAAAACCAACCCGUCUGUCUGACGAUUCUCUGGCCAGUAGUCACUCCAGCCCAACUCUGCUUCUCGGUUCACAAGCUCCCAGUUUUUCACCAACACUCUCCCUACCAUCCAGUAGAAACAGCUCUCCCCAUUCCAGUUCCAGUGGAGAUCUGGAGAGCCCCGAGAAAGGUACCAGCACUAAGAAACAAGAGGCAAGGAAGGAGAGAUGUAUGCUCCAUCUGUACCUUCUCUCGCCCAACACUGACUUCUACCAACACCUGUGCACCGCCUGGCUGGAUCAAAAGAUAGCAGUGACUCUAGCGUCUGGUGGGCACAUGCACCCACCCAAAUCACAAAGACCAAGUGACCAUUUCUCUCACCAUUUCCACACUCUGAGACAAGAGUUGCUGUCAGCAAAGACCAGCAGAGAGUCAGCUCAGCUCUCUCGUGAGCUCUGCUCUGCCUGCCAGAGAUACUUCAUCGUGAAACAGCUCUUUUGGGAGGUAGCUAUACGGCAUAGAGAUAUGUUCAUUAUUAUUUUCUCUACAGAGUACAGAACUGGUUGACCAUCUGAUCCAAAUGCUCCACUUUGUGCCGUCUAAAGCUUCAGCAAAGGAAAUUUCCAUUUCCACAGAAUUAAAAUGCAGAGUGGAUGUGCUGGAGCUGCUGUACCAGAUGAUGAGAGAGACACACGGACUCCAGAGGAGGUGCCUGGCUCUCACUGGGAACAGCGGCAGACGUCUGAGAAAACUCCUCACUGCCACUGUCUCUCUCACCCCCACCCUCUCUGAGAUGGAGUCGAUGGAUGAUGAGGUGGUGGAAAUAUCGUGUUCUGUCCUAUCAGAAGUCAUGAGGCUGGCUCAACAGAUGAGGUGGCCGUGUGCUCCAGGGGGUGUGGUCUCUCUGGACUGGACUCUGGACAUUCUAGCCAAGCAUCCUCACAUUAGGGAGUUCUGUGGAGCAGUGAUAGGCCACGAGUCGUCUCUCCUCCAUCAAGAGCACCUGGAGCCCUGUCAGGAGGUCUCCCUCUAUCACAUGACCUUCCUUCUCCACUGCCUCACCUCCCACUCACAACCUCUCCUGGUUCUCUUAUGCAAACACUUCUCAGAGGAGUUCAAGUAUUUCCUGAGUGUGACGAUGGCUCAGAGAAAGCUGCCGGCAAACAGUCCCCUCACUCCUCAAACCCUCUCUCUCCUCCAACUGACCAAGUCUAGGGUCCUUCAGCCAACCAGCUGCUAGCACCAUUAGCACAAUCACUGUCACUUGAAAACUAAACUGUGUAUAAUGCAGUAUAAGAGUUUUGCGUCAGAAAUUAAUGCAAGUUCGCUUAUUAAUUUGGCAAAGCAGUCCAUUCGCGUCUUGUGGAAGUGUUCAGAUCUCUCGAGAGAGUGAGGGAAAAUGUUAAAGUCACAUCAGGCUUUACUGUCUGCUUCCAACCCCAUGCAUUAUAAUAGCACAGCUUCCAAAAACAAAACUUUCAAAGUGAUAUUGCUAUGAUAUAAUAUCUCUGGAAAGCACAAACAUAGACUAAUGCAACAAAUCUCACGAACCAGGAACUGAGCUACUAGUCAACACUCUACUCCCACCGUCGCCACCACUAGACUGUUCUGAACCCUUCUCCUCUCCCUCCGCACCCAUCUUCUCUCCCUUUCCUUCUUCCUCUGUCUUUGUCGUCUCCUCGCUAUCUUCCUCAUAGUCUUUGUACAGGUCCGGGUACUUCUGGAAGCACUCUUGCAUCGCUCUGAACUUGUCAAUACAGUCGCUCCCUUUCUCUUCCGCAGUACUGUAGUGGAAGCAGGAGAAGGCGUCCUUGAACUCCUGCCCGCACGGUCCCUGGGGCAUCCCUCCCAGACACGGACACUCCCAGUUUAUCUCCCCGUUAGGAAGAAUGACUCCAAACUCCUCGUCCUCCUCCUCCUCUGCCACCAGGGAACCAAGCGUCUCCGGCUUGGCCAGGUCUUCCUCCGUCAAAAACACCGACCUGUGUUCACCUGCACGUUGUACGUACGACGCCGGCCGCUUAGCUCGGCAUACACUUGCCUAGCUAGUACCGUUGUAAGAACUGAGCGAUGUGUGUACGUUUGGACCGACUACACUAUGUUUCCUGGGAUCAUGUGCAUUGUAAACUAACCUUCUCGCUUGCAGUAGGACAUACUGGACCUGGUACAACAGCUUGUCUCUCUCUCUCCGAUCUCUAAGAAUCCAGGCUAGGCGCAGGGAUCGGAGCCAGAGGGGCCACGUGGGUUAUGAUCGUUCAAUUUUACUC
This is a messenger RNA of Geodia barretti, 3083 nucleotides long. The record is from the annotation of a GenBank genome assembly. NCBI's taxonomy places the organism in Eukaryota, Metazoa, Porifera, Demospongiae, Tetractinellida, Geodiidae.